CUGGGUAAUAUUCGGAGAGCGAAGGGGCCAAAGUAGGAUCAUCAUCAUAACCAGCUGACUCAACCUUAGCUAGUUGUCUCAGUCAGAACGAAACCACCUUGCUGUCUUGUUUUAAGUCUGAAAAGUGUCCACUUCAUCUGAACCAUGGGAAUGAAUGGUCAAGAUAUUAAGGUGUAACCUCAAGGCGUAGUGUGACUGCUUUAGGACCAUGGAGCCGGACGUGAUCCGCAUGUACUCCUCCUCCCCACCCCCAAUGGAGGACGGAGCUGAGGAAGAGGAUGACGAGUUUGGGGACUUUGGGGGCUUCUCUGGAGUUCCGACCAGCGCCAGCUUCACUGAGUUUGACACCCCAGCAACCUUCAACCAGACCGCAGCCUUGGCCGCCACCUCACCACCGGAACUCCUCAACAAUGGAGGGGUGGUUGGGUUGUCAAAACUCAGCUCAGGUCCCGUGGGAAGGGGUCCUGUGGUCAAGCUCUCCAAUUCUAAGUCAAAUGGUGUCGUGCCGGGAGGCUGCCAGUACGACUGUCCUUCAGAGAGAACUGUGAAUGUGGAGGAGUUAAAAAAGCUUGCCGACCACACUCGAGCCAAUAAUCAUUCUACCUCCCUGGACAUAUCUGGGAGGAGUCAGACUGACAACAUAGACAAGCCUGUCGAUUGCAAUGGUGGGGUCCCGGAAGUUCUGACCAACGGCUUUGCUACUUUUGAAAUAGAGGGAAGCACAUCUUUGCAGAAUUCGAUCCACUCUAAAAAGAAAGGAACCACCGCAGAGUGUGCAGACGACUGCCCUCCCAGGAGCCCCGAGGACGACUUUGCGGAUUUCUCGGCCUUUUCUAACGCAGACGUUCAAGGACUCUCCGGCAAGGUGACAAACCGCACCAGCGAGAACUUGGACAAUCGCAACAGGGACGAACGGCUGGCAGAGGACGCCUGCCAGCAACAGAGGCAGCAGGUGCACUCUAAUGUAGAACAGGGAAUCAGCUCAGGGGACAUUGUCAGGGACACUCACAUUAUAACUGGAUCCAACGACAUCGCUGGCUCUGAUUCUCUAUCGCACCCUGCUGAGGCUCGAGACACUGGCGAAGGCUUGAGCAACGGGGACGGGGGCUUUCAAAGAGACACUGCUAACUCUGAACAAAGGAACGUAGAGCCGGACUUUGCACACAAGCACUCUGCUACUGAGGUGGUUAUUAGUGAGGAUUCUGCCCCAGAGGAGGUUUGUGGUGAGGAUUCUACCCAAGAGGUGGUUUGUGGCGAGGACUCUGCCUCUAAGGCACUUUAUGUUGACAAACCGGUCGCCCAGAUUGGUGUGGUUUUGGAGCAGUUGGAAGAGGAGGCGGAAGAAGAGAAGGCAGGUGUCAGUGAAAACCGGGUUUUCCCCAAUAUAGACGACGAAGAUGGGAAUGGCGAGCAAGCAGACGAGAAGCCAGGGUCCGGAAACGAAACAGAAACAGAAACUGAAACGUCUUUCGGCCGACCUCUGUCCACGGAUGCCCUUGAGGAGUACGGCGACAUCAGCACGACGGGCUCGGUGCCCACGCCGCCGCUCCAAGAGGAGACGGCCACGCCUGCUGACCACAGCCAACUGCUGGAGGACGACGACGGUGAAGACUUUGGAGACUUCGGGGACGUGGGCUCUUUUAGCGGACAGGGCUUUGCUGAAUUUGACCAGCCAGAGUUGCAACCUGCACCUCUCACACAGGAAAUAGUGGACAAUGACAAAGACUUUGGUGAUUUUGACGCCCCCAACAGCCACACUGGUGGUGGGAAGGCAAUUGAGAACGAAGAUGGGGGGAAGUUUGCAGAUUUUCCCGGCAGCGACAGUUUUGCCGACUUUAGCUCGGCUCCUGUUGGUGCGGACCCUGAUGCAGAUGCUGGUUGGAAUGCCUUUGAUGAGCCUGAACAGGGUCAAGAGGAGGGCGAUUCCUGGGCUGCAUUUGGAGAGGAGCCGACCACCACUGCUCCUUUGGAAACGGGUGAAGACGAGUGGCAGGAGAGUGAGCCUGUAGCAGCCCGUCCAUCCAGCAGCCAUCAGAUCAGUAGAAGAGACAGUCAAUCUGCGGCGCUUUGCAGUCGGCUAGAGAAGCUUUUUCAGGAAAUGUUCCCCGACGCACCUGCCCCGCAGGUGGGGGUGGAGGUGGUCCCUCUCAAAACCCUGCUGGAGCCUCCUGCGAGGUUACAGCAGGAAGAGCAUGAAAUGAAGAGUGGUGUGCCAGACAAUGGGGCCGUGGGGGACGUGUUGUGGAGGCAACUGCUGGACAUCCACGAGGCGUUUGGCCUGCGACACCAGUGGGGAGGCUCGCACAGCAACAAGACACUACUCUGCUCCCUGGGCAUCGACAUUAGGAACAUUCUGUUCACAGGUCAGAAGAAGCAGCCAGUAAUAGUUCCCAUGUAUGCUGCCAGCCUGGGCAUGCUGGAACCCACCAAAGAGCCAGUAAAACCCAUAUCAGCGGCAGAGAUGAUCACGUCCAUAGCACAACAAGUACCUCCAGUGGCCCCGGCAGAGAUCAUAAGCACUAGUCCACCAGACACAGCCCAGGAAGCGCUCCCGCCCGUCCAGUUUGACUGGAGCAGCAGUGGCCUUACUAACCCCCUGGACGCGAGCGGAGGCUCGUCUCUGCUCAACCUCGAUUUCUUUGGGCCCGUGGAGGACUCUGGCCCAAGCAGCUCCACCUCCAUCCCAGGUGUGGACCCGGAGCUGUACGAGCUAACAACUGCUAAACUGGAACCCAGUGGCUCUGGGAGCCGUGUGGCUGACGCCUUCGCCCGCCUUAUGUCUACUAUGGAGAAGACCAGCACCUCUACCAGAAAGCCCCGGAAAGAAGAGAACCUAAGUGAGGAGGCAUUGAAGGUGAUUGCAGGGUUACCAGACCUGUCCUUUAUGCAGGCAAAGGUGCUGAUGUUCCCCACCACGUUGACCCCCCUGGGCUCCUCCUCUGACCACAUACCUGACUGAUCCCCCCCCCCCCUUCUCUUCUCCUUAUCACUGUCUGUCAUUCUAUCACUAUAUCAUGAAGUUAUCAUUUUUGCUUCCAUGCCUUCAUUGUUUUGUCAUUUUCUCCCUUUUAUUUGUUAUUUUCAGUUUUAAUCAAGUGAAGCAUUUACCGAUUGUCCUUGUGAAUGGAGAAUGGUUAGUCAGACCUGGACUAGGCUAAGCCUGUAAAGCGAAGCUUCGUCAAUAGCAGAACAAGAGAACAUAUUAAAACAGUUUGUUUAACUUCUAGGUCAAGGUCCUAGAGAGAGGUUGUUAAUAAUAGGAGAAUCAAUGUGUACAUAAUCAGGGACGAAUUGCGCUGUUUUUUCGAAGGUGGCUUUUACGUGUGUCAAUGUUCAUCUUUGAAUGGAAAUGAAACACUGGUUGAACCUCUUCAAAGGGAGGCGGGAUAUACACUGAGUGUACAAACCAUUAGGAACACCUUCCUAAUAUUGAGUUGCACUUCCUUUUGCCCUCAGAACAGCCUCAAUUCGUUGGGGCAUGGACUCUACAAGGUGUCAAGCGUUCCACAGGGAUGCUGACCCAUGUUGACUCCAAUGCAUCCCACAGUUGUCAAGUUGGCUGGCACACACAUACACAAUCCGUAUCAAUUGUCUCCAGGCUUAAAAAUCCUUCUUUAACAUGUCUCCCCCCCCUUCAUCUACACUGAUUUGAAGUGGAUUUAACAAGUGACAUAAAAAUGGGAUCAUAGACCGACCAGGUGAAACUGUCAUGGAAAAAACAGGUAGUCCUGUUUUGUUCACUCAGUGUAUGACUAUACAAAUAUAUAUGACUUGAAACCACACUGCCUGCAAAAUCCAGCUGAAUGUUUUUUUUCCCCUGUUGUGUUAAUGGCCUUAGUUUUAUUUUGUCAUUUUACAUAGGGCCUAGAUUUCUUAAACCAUGGCUAAAAAUGCGUUAAUGUAUGCUCAUUCUUUAAGUCCGCGAUUUAACCGUAGCCCGCUUUUUUUUCUUAUGCCUCCCAUUGGUGCAGUCCGUCACAGACAACUGUUUUGUGUUGAAUUCUUUUUUAAAAAAUUCCUGAUUUGGGGACGGGUGGUAAAAAGGGGGAGAUCAUGUUUUAUUGGUUUAAACCACUGACAGAUUGAAAUGACUAUCAGUAUCAUAGCUGGUCUGAGUGAAGGUCGGCCUACAUUACAAGGGAAUAAGGGACCAAUUUCUGCUUCCACGUGUCUGGUUUUACACUUAUGAAGUGCUUUUUAAAAUUUUGUUGUCAUUCUCUACCAUUUUGUUUUGUUGCGAUUUGUUUUACCACUGUCAACCUGUUCCCAGGAGGAUUUUGCACAUUGUAAAGAUGAAAUGGAUGUAAUCAUAGUUCACUGUGGCUUUAGACUGUGUACUAUGGACUGUAAAAUGUAUGGGGAAAAUUCCUAUGGAAAAAAUGAUUAACUUGAAGAGCCUGUAAAAAGGUUAACAUGCAUGCCCGGGUUCUUAUCAAACUUAAGUGUGUAAAUUUACUUUUAGUGUACACAAGAAAUUAAAAAUAAUUUAAGAGAAA
Messenger RNA from Oncorhynchus nerka (sockeye salmon), 4496 nucleotides. RefSeq names its product aftiphilin-like. Lineage: Eukaryota; Metazoa; Chordata; Actinopteri; Salmoniformes; Salmonidae. Gene Ontology annotation, cellular component: trans-Golgi network membrane; AP-1 adaptor complex. The transcript has 10 exons. Bases 209 to 2959 code for a protein of 916 amino acids. Gene Ontology annotation, molecular function: clathrin binding. Gene Ontology annotation, biological process: intracellular transport. The record is from RefSeq and is a predicted model, not a curated record.